AUGUAUGAAGGAGAUCCAAUAACGGAUCUUAAUCAACAAGAUCAACAACAGCAACAACCAACGAAUGAAUCUACAGAUUCAGAAAACAAUUCACCAUUAACUUAUCAAUCAAGUACUAAAACAGUUUCACAAGAACAACCACCAACUCAAUUAAAAAGCAGGAAUUCAUUUAGAUCUCCAGCUGAUUCGUCAAAUUUGAUAAUAUCAAAUGAAACAAGUAGUAAUAGUGAUAAAAUUAUCGAUGAUCAAAUUCCACAGCCUCCAAUUUCAAAUUCACCACCUCAAUAUAAUGAAUCACAGCUAAAGACUAAUGAGUUGAAUCUACUAAAAACAAAUAUUGCAUAUACAGACUUAAUUACCUACCCUUAUAAAACAUUAAAUAGAAUAUUAGAUGAUAUAAAAUGGUCAAUACCAAUGUUACAUAAAUUCAAUUAUAGUCUAUUAAAUAACAAACCAAUUGAUUACUCAAAUGAGUUACAGAAUUUGGUGAAUAUUAGUCAUCAUAAUGAUCAAACUUGGAUUUUAAAUGAGAAAAUUGAUUUCAGUCCUUCAACAGAAACUUUUCAAAUAGAUCAAACUAAUCAAACAGUAACAAUACUUAGAGGUUUGAUAACGAGUAAAUCUAGACCAGACCAAAUAAAUCAUUUUAGAAUUAUAAUAUUAGAAAAUGUAUCAAAUCCUUUUGCAAUCGAUACAUUUGAUAAACUUCAAUACCAUUUAAUUCCAAAAAAAUUAAUUACUGAACAUGAUUUAGAUUUAAUGUGGGAUAAUUUCAACGAAAGUGAUCAAAUUUUGGACGAUUCAUACUACAAAAGUGCAAACUCACCAAACAAUCAAAUAUUAAGAGUUUCAAUUUUUAAGCCAGAAUUUGAUCAAGAAGAAGAUUUUAAACCAUUAAUUGAUGAAACAAUAAUAAAAGAAAGGUAUUUAUCAUAUAUUGAACGUCAUCCGGAUUUGUCAAAAGAUGUUAUACCCACUUCUGUAAAUUGUUUCCAGACUUUGAUCAAGGUUUUAAAAGGACCUUUAACUUUUGAUGGUCCUCAAAGAACAAUAAGUUUAAAAGGUACUGCAAUGGAAACCUCAAUUGAUGUAAAUUUACUACUUAAUAAGUUAUCAUUUACAUUAAGUCAAGAUAAAGAACAAGUCAUCCCACCGCAUCUCAAUGAACUACCACUGUUGAAAGAAUCAUUUAAAAGAAAACUGAUGGAGUUGAUAUUUUUUGCAUCAAGAUUAUUAAAAGAUGACACCAAUAGCUUUCAUCAAUACUCAUUUUCAGACAACAUGAUCCAAGUGUUUUCGAGAAUACCUGAAUGUGAUAAAAAUACAAGUAUCAACAACUUCAACAGUAAUUACUCAAACAGAUUUCAAUAUUUCAUAGCAUUAAGUGCAUCAGCAUAUUUCAUAGAUGAUAUAAUUAUAAAAUGCUUUGAGCACUCUAUAAGGUCAGACCCAUCUAAUCGUUUAUAUUACAUUGAUUAUCUAAAAGAUGCAAGUAAUUUUUUCCAAUACAAUUCACAAACCUCAAAAUUAAAAUCAUAUAUUAACAAAUGUCAACAACUGGAAAAUUUCUUUGGUUUCAAGGAUUAUCAACAAUCUUUAAAAGAUAUUGGAUAUCCUAUAGGAAAUACAGUUCAAGAUGAUGUUUUAAUUGCUAUGUAUAAGGAUGCAUAUAAAAAUGAUCCAAAGAAUUAUCAAUACUAUCAAAAUCAUCUAAAAAGAAUUGCAAUUGCAUUGAAUUCUGAUACUUUAAAGGAGUUUUUAGCAUAUGAGAUAAUACCAAUGAAUUUAGCAAUUAGUGAAUUAGGUAUAGAAGAAAUAACUGAAGAUGAGGUUGUUAUUACUGCAUUUGAAUUUAAAGUUGAUGAUAUAAUGACACAAAAUAUGAAUCCAAAUUCUAGUGAAAUUAUAAUGUUGAAUAAAUCUUUAACAUCUAUUGCAAUAAAUAGAAGAAGUAAUUUAUUGUUGAAUUACUUAGAAAUAAAGUACCCAGAUUAUGUUAAGAUUCCGGACUUGAAAAAAUAUACAAUACAAAAAUCAUAUGAAACUUUGAAUUCAACUGACAAAACGUCAGCAUUUGAAAUUAUAAAUCAAUUCCAAACAAAGUUAUUAUCAAAUGAAGUGGAUAUCAGAGUUUUGAGACAUUGUUUACGAUCAAUUGGAGAAGAUAAAAAGUCAGAAAUUUUACUAAGCUUUUUGAAAACUGGUAAAAUUGAUUCUUCAUUAUUACCACCAGAAAAUUGGCCAGCUGGGUUGGACAAUAUUGGUAAUACAUGUUAUUUAAAUUCUUUAUUACAAUACUACUUUUGUAUCAAGCCAUUAAGAGAAUUAAUUUUAAAUUUUGAUGCUGAUAAUUUUAAUUUGGAUGAAGUUGAUGAAAAUAGAAAAAUUGGUGGUAGGAAAGUUGAAAAGCUGGAAAUUUUAAGGUCGAAUCAAUUUGUUUAUCAAUUACAAAAUUUAUUUAAACAAAUGAUACAUACUGAUAAAAGAUGUGUUCAACCAAGUAAAGAGUUAGCAUAUUUAUCAUUUUUGCCAUUGUCACAACCAGUCAAUUUUAAAGAAAAAGAACCAAAGAAAUCAGAAGUUAUUGAGAUUGUAGAUAGUGAUGUUGAAAUUGUUGAGAAUAAUGAUAACAAUGGAAUAGUAGAGGAAGAAACAAUAAUUGACAUUGAUAAUGAAGAUGAAGAUAUGAAAGAUUCAAUUGAUCCUCCAGUACAUAUUGAAACUCAUACAGUUGAACCACAAGAUUUGAUUGAAGAAAAAUUUAUUGAAAAAGUUGAAACUAAUAAUGAAGAGGAAGCACCAGCACCACCACCAGAAAAUACAAAAUUAUUACCAAUAUCUACUGAUCAAAUGGAAAGUACAAUCGAAUUAGGCCGACAGCAAGAUGUUACUGAAUGUAUUGAAAAUGUUGUAUUUCAAAUUGAAUCUGCAUUACCACCAGACCAUAUAGACAAAGACGAUGGUGAACAAAUUGAUCUAAUUAAGAAAUUAUUUUAUGGUAAAACAAAACAAACAAUUCAACCAAUUGAUAAACCAGACUCAAUAAGAGAGUCAACUGAAAGAUUCAAUAGUUUGAUUAUAAAUGUAAGUGAUCAUCCAAAAUCCAUCUAUGAUGCAUUAGAUAAUUAUUUUAAUGAAGAUUUAGUUAAAUUGGAGGAAGGUUUGGUGAAAAAAUCAAUCACCAUAACUGAAUUACCAGAAAUUAUGCAGUUUCAUGUCCAAAGAGUUAUGUUUGAUAGAGAAAAAUUGAUGGCUUAUAAAAGUAUUGAACCAAUUCCAUUCAGUUCAGAAAUAUAUCUUGAUAGAUACUUAGAUACGAAAGAUGAGGUAAUUAUAAAUAAGCGAUCAGAAGUGUUUAAUUGGAAAAAUCAAAUUAAUGAAUUAACCAAAGAGAAAAAUGAAAUUUUACAGAAAGAUGAAACCACAUCAUUGACUAUAAUUGAUACUUUGAUCGUAACAAAGAAGUAUUUAGAAAAUAAAAUUAUUCAAGAUGAUAAAUUAUCGAUUGAAUUAACUACAUUACAAGUCAUAUCCGAUGAAAUUUCAAAUUUGCAAAAUCAAUUAGUUAAAAUCGACUCCAAAAUCAAUUUCAUACAACAAAAAAUAUCAAAUCAAUUCAAUGACUAUCAUAAAAUCGGAUAUUCAAUUUUUGCAAUUUUCAUACACAGAGGAGAAGCAAGUUAUGGUCAUUAUUGGAUAUAUAUUAAAGAUCCAUAUCAAAAUAAUGUUUUUAGAAAGUAUAAUGAUGAAAUUAUAACAGAAGUUCAGGAUUCUGAAGUUUUUAACUUUUUAGAAUCAAAUACUGCUACACCUUAUUAUAUAGUUUAUGUUAAAGAAGAUUUAGAAAAGGAAUACAUCAACCCAUUAAAUAGAGUUAUAGAAAAAUGUGGAUAG
Molecule: messenger RNA, 3894 nt
Organism: Lodderomyces jiufengensis
Lineage: Eukaryota; Fungi; Ascomycota; Pichiomycetes; Serinales; Debaryomycetaceae
Product: ubiquitin-specific protease
Exons: 1
Coding region: 1-3894 (1297 amino acids)
Biological process (GO): regulation of proteasomal protein catabolic process; protein deubiquitination; proteasome-mediated ubiquitin-dependent protein catabolic process
Molecular function (GO): cysteine-type deubiquitinase activity; proteasome binding
Source: RefSeq, a predicted model, not a curated record